Lates calcarifer (barramundi perch) is the source of this 3575-nucleotide messenger RNA. It is a transcript of the gene pgm2l1, whose product is annotated as phosphoglucomutase 2-like 1. The transcript has 13 exons. Gene Ontology annotation, biological process: carbohydrate metabolic process. Bases 377 to 2248 code for a protein of 623 amino acids. Gene Ontology annotation, molecular function: glucose-1,6-bisphosphate synthase activity; intramolecular phosphotransferase activity; magnesium ion binding. The record is from RefSeq and is a predicted model, not a curated record. NCBI's taxonomy places the organism in Eukaryota, Metazoa, Chordata, Actinopteri, Centropomidae.
UGUGUGUUUCCUCUGCGCGACUUGACUCGGUGUUUAUGAAGUUUAGUGAUUACUUCUGUCCUGUCUAACUUUUAUUUACUGAGGAAUACUCUGGACUGUUCGCAGUUAGCGGUUUAAUAUCAGCCUCCCUCUUCCCGUAGCGUCCCUGUAGCGUGUAGCUAACGUUAGCCUCGGUGUGUGAGAGCCUGACACACCGAGUCACGGAGUUCAACACCGGUAGCCAUAACAAAAAGGAGGCGUGAGUCCGGUCCCGGUGUCGGGACCCGUUAACAGCUGGGAGCGAACACCGUAUCACAGUCCACCGGCUGUUAGUUACUUUACCCGUCAGUCAGAUGGCCCUGCUGCAGUGUUAGCUAGCCUGGCCCGGUCUGUCAGCAUGGGGGACGAUAACGGAGUUAACGGGGACCUGAACGCCAACCUGAGGUGCCAGAGCACCGGCGACCCGCAGCUGGACAAGGCGGUGCACCAGUGGUUAAACUGGGACAAGAACCGAUGGACGCGGGCUCAGGUGGAGUCCCUGGUGGCAGCAGGUCAGUGGGAUGACCUGAGGUCAAGACUCUGCGGCAGGAUGAGCUUCGGCACAGCUGGACUCAGAGCGCCGAUGGGAGCCGGAUUCAGCCGGAUCAAUGACCUCACCGUUAUCCAGUCCACACAGGGUCUGUUCUCCUACCUGUCCAGGUACUUUGCAGACUUCAGCAGUAGAGGAGUGGUUGUUGGUUUUGACACCAGAGGACAGGAGGAGAGCGGCUGCAGCAGUCAGAGGCUGGCGAGGUUGACGGCGGCUGUGAUACUCAGCAGAGACGUUCCCGUUCAUCUCUUCUCCACGUUCGUCCCCACGCCGUACGUGCCGUACGCCGUGAAGAAGCUUGGAGCAGCAGCCGGAGUGAUGAUCACUGCCUCACAUAAUCCUAAAGAAGACAACGGAUACAAGGUGUACUGGUGUAACGGCGCCCAGAUCUCCUCACCUCACGACAAAGAGGUCCUGCAGAGCAUCGAGGAGCAGCUGGAGCCCUGGAGCGCCUCCUGCUGGGAUGAGGAGCUGGUGGAGAGCUGCUCUCUGAGGACCGACCCCCUGACCCAGAUCAACAGCUGCUAUAUGGACGAACUCACCUCCCUCUGCUUCCACAGGGAUCUGAACAGCAGCUGUCCGUUGAAGUUCAUCCACUCGUCCUUCCAUGGCGUUGGACACGUCUUCGUCCAGCAGGCCUUCCAGACCUUUGGCUUUGCUCCACCGAUCCCCGUCCCAGAGCAGAAAGACCCUGACCCCAACUUCUCUUCCGUCCGCUGCCCAAACCCAGAGGAGGGAGAGUCUGUUCUGGAGCUUUCUCUUCUCUUGGCAGAGAGGGAAGAUGCUCGGAUCGUUCUGGCAACGGAUCCUGAUGCCGACCGUUUGGCUGUAGCAGAGAAAUCUGAUGGGUGUGGUUGGAAGGUGUUCACAGGUAAUGAGCUCGCAGCUCUGCUGGGUUGGUGGAUGUUCUUUAACUGGAAGGAGAAUCAUCCAGACCCAGCGGACACUCAGAGGGUUUACAUGUUGGCCACCACGGUGUCCUCCAAAAUCCUGCAGGCCUUCGCUCGGAUCGAGGGGUUCCACUUUGAGGAAACUCUUCCAGGGUUUAAAUGGAUCGGGAACAGGAUGCACGAACUCUCCAAAACAGGAAACACAGUCAUAUUUGCCUUUGAGGAGUCGAUUGGUUUCCUGUGCGGCAGUAUGGUCUCCGAGAAAGAUGGCGUGAGCUCGGCAGCGGUUGUGGCUGAAAUGGCUGCUUACCUCCACAACAAGAACCUGAGUCUGAACCAACAACUCCACAACAUCUACCAGACGUACGGUUACCACGUGUCCAAAACCUCCUACGUCAUCUGUAACGACCCGCCCACCAUCCAGAAGAUCUUUGGUCGGAUCAGAAACUUUGAUGGAGAGGGUUCAUAUCCAAAGACGUGCGGCGGCGUCCGGAUCGUCCACGUCAGAGACGUUACCACGGGCUACGACAGCAGCCAGGCUGACCUCAGAUCUGUUCUUCCAGUGUCGAGGAACAGUCAGAUGAUCACCUUUGCUCUGCAGAACGGGGUUGUGGCCACGCUGAGAACCAGCGGCACCGAACCAAAGAUCAAAUAUUACACCGAGUUCUGCGCCACACCGGGGAAAAGUGAGGUGUCGAGUCUGGAGGAGGAGCUCAGGAAGGUGACGGCUGCUCUGCUCGACGAGUUCCUGGAGCCGGAGAGAAACAACCUGAUUCGUCGCUUCGUCUAACCCCUGCCUCCUUGUACCCGGCCCCUCCCGUGAUGUCACAUCCUGUUGUGCUUGUAGACAAAUCAGAGCAGCAACUGCUUCACUUUGUGGUGUCGAUAAAGUUCCUGUCAGAUGGAAGAACUGGGAGUUUGAUGUUAGAGACUGAAAAUGAACUGAUGCAUUAAAAAUAAUCAAUAUACUGAUCAAUGUUAAGUUGCAGAUUUGAACUGUGUACUUCAUUAAUCAUACAGCAGAGUGCAUGAUGGGUAAACACUGAACUGAAUGAAAAUGAAUUGUAGUUGAACCAAAUAGGAAGCCCUUUUAUAUGGAAGUUCAUUAAUGACAAAAUAACUCAGUGCACAAACCUUACUAAUCCAUAUAAGCGUACUUUAUAUGGCAGCCUGUUGCUGCCAAUAUGAAAAAAAAAAGUUUUUCAUUUCAAAAAGCUUAGUGAAAUUUUUCUUGCUAAGACAACAACCAAACAUUUAUCUUUUAAUAUCAUGAAACAUUUUUACAUUAAACAAACCCAUAAAUAUAUUUAGAAUGUAUAAAAUAAGUUGGUGUGAUAUAAAUAUUUAUGUAUGCUGGUUAAACAUUUAUUUUUUACAAGACAUUUUCCAUUUGUUUGAUAUUUUCUAGUAUAAAAAAUAAGGUGAUGUUAUAAAAACUGAAUCAUUUGGUUUGUUGUUAUGACAGGAAAACUAUAAUUUGACAACAUAAAAAGAUUUUGUGUUAAGAAGAAACUGUGCUAAUAUGUUUUCAAAAUCAAGCUUUUGUUUUGAAAUCUGUUUAAUCUGUUUUCAUCUUUAAGAGACCAAACAAUUAAUUGACAAAUCAAUAAUUAAAACAAUUGUUUUCUGUAGCUUUAAAAUUUAAUUUUCAGUUCUCAGACUUUGAUCAAAACAUUUGUCAUUAAACAACUUCCAUACAUCUUGUGAAAGAAAGCAAACAGAUAUCAGCUCUUUAUCUUUUUUUUGAUGUUUACCUGAAUGUUGAUGUUUCCCUUCACACACUGUGGAUGUGAUUUAUUUUUAUACUUAGAGAGAUAAAGGAUAUUUAUGUUGUACAGAGGACGAGCUGCUGUUCAUGGUGUCACGUCGUUGUGAUGCUGCGCUGCAUUUCAGCUCCAUUAUUUUGUUAAAGAAGCUGAAGCUGACGACUGAACGAUUAAAGCUGCUUUUGUGUUCAGUUUGCUCGACAGAGUGAGAGUGAGACCUCUGUCGAGCUCAGAGAUCAUUUGUGUUGUUACUGUUGCAGCUUCAGUCGAGUUAAAAAUAAAGACUGCUGUUAAUGUGGUUCUCUGAAGAUCAAUGUCUCGCAUUCAUUAAAAUAAGCUAUGACACAGCAA